CAAUUAGCGGAAAAACAAAAGCUACAACAGCAACAACCACAGCAAUCAUAUUUACUACAAAUUUCUCCAACAACCACAACGCCCACAACCCCACAACCCGCAGAAAAAAUUACACACAAACGCACACAUUCACAAACGCGUUUCAAAAUACGCAAAACCGAAUCGGUGCAGGAGACCCAAUUGGGCGCAACACCCACCAACAAACGUGCCACCAGUAGGAAACGCUUCUCUAUGCGUAAAUCACGUUCACUUGACGCGGAAGCAUACACGCUGGCCUGCGUACAAUCGCCGCUCUGGGCGACAUUAACGAAUGCCCGUACAAUCAAUGAAAUCCUACAGGACGAUUACUAAAUGAGGUGACAGCGA
This is a messenger RNA of Bactrocera oleae (olive fruit fly), 366 nucleotides long. The record is from RefSeq and is a predicted model, not a curated record. NCBI's taxonomy places the organism in Eukaryota, Metazoa, Arthropoda, Insecta, Diptera, Tephritidae.